AUGACAAUUUUCAUAGAUUUAGCAUCAUUAGAAGAUUUAUACAAUGAUUUAAUCUCACAUAUUGAAACUUUAAGAAAAAAGAAAGGUUCAGAAUACUCUGUUGCUGAUUAUCAAAUUUUAAUUGGUGAACAACGUACUGUUGAAUUCUUAUCAAAAAUCGUUUCAAAUGAAACUGAAUUCUUAUUCAAAGAGUGUAAAGAUUCAGAUAAAGAUAUUGAAGGAUUUUUUAAUGUUAUUUUAACUAUUUUACAUAAAUUAGAAAAUGAAGAUGAAAUCAAUAUUGUCUCACAAAAGAUUAGAGAUUCAUUAUCUGCCCACCCAACUGAAAACUCACAAUUAAAAAUUAAAAUUUUAACCAACCUUUUCAAUUCAUUCCAACCAAAAUCAACACAAAGAUAUGAUAUCUUUUUCGCUCUUGUUAAAUUAGCAUCAGAUUCCAAUAAUCUUGAAUUUGUUAAAUAUCAAAUCACAGAUAUUGAUAGUUGGUUAGAAGAUUGGAAUGUAUCAAUUCAACAAAAAAGAAAAUUAUAUAAACUUAUUUCAAAUAUUUUCAAAGAAAAACAAAGAAUGUUAUCACAUCAAUUUUUAGUUAAAUAUUUACAAACAUUUACAAAAGAAGAUUCACAAGAAGCACAAGAAGAUGCAGUUAGAGUUUGUAUUGAAUCAAUUUCAUUACAAGAACUUUAUCAAUCAGAUUACUUGUUAGAUUUACCAGCUGUUCAAUAUUUAGAAGGAUCAACAGUUUCAGCAAAUAGUUUAACCUAUGAAUUAAUGAAAAUUUUCGCUACUGAACAAUUAGAUUCCUUCUUACAAUUCCAACAAAAGAAUCCAAACUUCCUCUCAACCAUUGGUCUCUCAAAUGAUGAUUGUCUUCAAAAGAUUCGUCUUUUAUCUUUGGCCACUUUAACCUCUGAACAAAGUAAAGUUCCAUACAGUUUAAUCUCAAAAAUGCUUCAAAUCGAUGAAAAUGAAGUUGAAAUGUGGGUUAUCAAUGCAAUGGAAGGUGAUUUAUUAGAUGCCAAAUUAGAUCAAUUAAAUCGUAUCGUUAAUGUUAACUCAUCAACUCAAAGAGUUUUCAAUAAAUCUCAAUGGUCUCAAUUAGGUCAACGUUUCUCUGUUUGGAAAUCAAGUGUUAAAAAUUUACUCCAAGUUAUCGAAAAUGCUAAAACUACUCAAGUUAAACCAUUCUAUUUCCAAACUCGUUAA
This is a messenger RNA of Dictyostelium discoideum AX4, 1206 nucleotides long. Its product is annotated as proteasome component region PCI domain-containing protein. The coding region runs from base 1 to 1206 and encodes 401 amino acids. NCBI's taxonomy places the organism in Eukaryota, Evosea, Eumycetozoa, Dictyosteliales, Dictyosteliaceae. The record is from RefSeq and is a predicted model, not a curated record. The transcript has 5 exons.